AUGGUGAAGGAGCUCUCGGAGAAACUGUCUGGAAACGAGGGGGACAUAGGCACUACUCUGGGUUUCCGCGCCUUGCUUUGGGUUCCGGAGACUGUUAGAGCUGCGGUCCCCAUCCCUGUACCUCCUUGGGAUGGUGCUGGGGAUCCCUGCCUAAGUCCAAAGCUCUUGAACGGGUCUGUUGGAGCCAUUGGCCACCUGGAAUCAUCAGCCAUGAAUCUGUGUUGGAAUGAAAUAAAAAAGAAGUCCCACAACCUCCGCGCUCGCCUAGAGGCCUUCUCAGACCACAGUGGGAAGCUUCAGCUCCCACUCCAGGAGAUUAUUGACUGGCUGAGUCAAAAGGAUGAGGAGCUGUCGACUCAGCUGCCCCUACAAGGGGAUGUGACCCUGGUACAACAGGAGAAGGAGACACACGCGAGGGACAUUGGCAAUACUGGAUCAGCCAGCAACUACAAAGCUAUCUCAAAGCUGAAGAAGUUAGAUAACUCCCCCAGACAGCGAAUUCAGAAUCUUAGCCGCUUUGUGUGGAAGCAGGCAACAGUGGCUAGUGAGUUGUGGGAGAAGCUGACAGCCCGCUGUGUGGACCAGCAUCGCCACAUUGAGCAUACUCUGGAACAUCUGUUGGAGAUUCAAAGCACAAUGGAGGAACUGAGCAGUACUCUGACCCAAGCAGAGGGAGUCCGAGCCACUUGGGAGCCCAUUGGGGAUCUCUUCAUUGAUUCCCUCCCAGACCAUAUCCAAGCCAUCAAGCUAUUCAAAGAAGAAUUCUCUCCUGUGAAAGAUGGAGUGAAGUUAGUGAAUGACUUGGCCCACCAGCUUGCCAUUUCUGAUGUGCACCUGUCAAUGGAGAACUCGAGGGCUCUGGAACAGAUCAACAUGGGGUGGAAACAGCUCCAGGCGUCAGUUGCUGAGAGGCUUAAGCAGCUCCAGGAUGCCCACCGGGACUUUGGGCCUGGGUCACAGCACUUCCUCUCGACUUCUGUCCAGGUUCCCUGGGAAAGAGCAAUUUCUCCCAAUAAAGUCCCCUACUACAUCAACCACCAGGCUCAGACCACGUGGGACCAUCCCAAGAUGACUGAGUUAUACCAAACUCUAGCUGUUCUGAACAACAUUAAGUUCUCAGCUUAUCGGACGGCCAUGAAGCUCCGCAGAGUCCAGAAGGCCCUGCGCCUGGAUCUGGUAACUUUGACUACAGCUCUGGAGGUCUUCAAUGAGCACGAUCUGCAGGCCAGUGAACAUGUGAUGGACGUGGUGGAGGUCAUCCACUGCCUGACUGCCUUGUAUGAGCGACUGGAGGAGGAAAGAGGCAUCCUAGUCAAUGUGCCACUGUGUGUGGACAUGAGCCUGAACUGGCUUCUCAAUGUUUUUGAUAGUGGUCGCAGUGGGAAGAUGAGAGCAUUGUCCUUUAAGACUGGCAUCGCGUGCCUGUGUGGCACCGAAGUGAAAGAAAAACUUCAGUACCUCUUCAGCCAAGUGGCCAAUUCAGGCAGCCAGUGUGACCAACGCCAUCUUGGUGCCCUGCUUCAUGAAGCCAUUCAAGUGCCCCGUCAGCUGGGCGAAGUGGCAGCGUUUGGGGGCAGCAACGUGGAGCCCAGUGUCCAUAGUUGCUUCCGUUUUAGCACUGGCAAGCCAGUCAUUGAAGCUUCCGAGUUCCUAGAGUGGGUCAACUUGGAGCCGCAGUCUAUGGUGUGGCUGGCCGUUCUGCAUCGGGUCACCAUCGCUGAGCAAGUAAAGCAUCAGACCAAGUGCUCUAUCUGUAGGCAGUGCCCCAUCAAGGGGUUCAGGUACCGGAGUCUGAAACAGUUUAACGUAGAUAUCUGUCAGACCUGCUUCUUGACAGGCAGGGCCAGCAAAGGCAAUAAGAUCCACUAUCCCAUCAUGGAGUAUUACAUGCCAACCACAUCCAGUGAAAACAUGAGGGACUUCGCCACUACCUUAAAGAAUAAAUUCCGCUCAAAGCAGUAUUUCAGCAAACACCCGCAGCGAGGCUAUCUGCCUGUGCAGUCAGUGCUGGAGACUGAGUGCAGUGAGACACCGGCUUCUUCCUCGAUGUUGCCACAUGCGGACACACACUCUCGAAUUGAGCAUUUCGCCAGCAGGCUUGCUGAGAUGGAAAGUCAAAAUUGUUCCUUUUUUAAUGACAGCCUGUCCCCGGAUGACAGCAUAGAUGAGGACCAGUACCUGUUGCGACACUCCAGCCCCAUCACAGACAGGGAGCCAGCCUUUGGACAGCAGGCUCCGUGUGGCAUGGGGACAGAAAGCAAAGGAGAGCUAGAGAAGAUCCUGGCCCAUUUAGAAGAUGAGAACCGGAUUCUCCAGGGAGAGCUGAGGCGCCUGAAGUGGCAACACGAAGAAGCAGCGGAGGCACCCACCCUGACUGAGGGCCCCAGUGAAGCAACUCCGGACCACCGCAAUGAGGAGCUCCUGGCUGAAGCCAGGAUCCUGCGGCAGCACAAGAGCCGCCUGGAGACACGCAUGCAGAUCCUUGAAGACCACAACAAGCAGCUGGAGUCUCAGCUGCAGCGCCUGAGGGAGCUGCUCUUGCAGCCACCUACUGAAUCAGAUGGCAAUGGCUCUGCAGGCUCAUCCCUGGCUUCCUCGCCACACCAGUCAGAAGGCAGUCAUCCCCGGGAGAAGGGCCAGACUACCCCAGACACUGAGGCAGCAGAUGACGUGGGGUCAAAGAGCCAGGAUGUCAGCCUAUGCUUAGAAGACAUCAUGGAAAAACUCCGUCAUGCCUUCCCCAGAGUGCGAAGCUCCGAUGUGACUGCCAAUACCUUGAUGGCCUCUUGA
Messenger RNA from Microtus oregoni (creeping vole), 2790 nucleotides. RefSeq names its product dystrophin-related protein 2-like. Gene Ontology annotation, biological process: synaptic signaling. Gene Ontology annotation, molecular function: zinc ion binding; protein binding. NCBI's taxonomy places the organism in Eukaryota, Metazoa, Chordata, Mammalia, Rodentia, Cricetidae. The coding region runs from base 1 to 2790 and encodes 929 amino acids. The record is from RefSeq and is a predicted model, not a curated record. The transcript has 22 exons. Gene Ontology annotation, cellular component: plasma membrane.